Molecule: messenger RNA, 1635 nt
Organism: Corvus hawaiiensis (hawaiian crow)
Lineage: Eukaryota; Metazoa; Chordata; Aves; Passeriformes; Corvidae
Product: aldo-keto reductase family 1 member B1-like
Exons: 10
Coding region: 66-1016 (316 amino acids)
Cellular component (GO): cytosol
Molecular function (GO): aldose reductase (NADPH) activity
Source: RefSeq, a predicted model, not a curated record
GCCGCCCGCUCGCUAUUAAAGGCGCGGGGUUCGGCCGCAGUUGUGGUGGUGUUGCUGGCGGGGCUAUGUCGGACUACGUGCAGCUCUACACCGGCGCCAAGAUGCCCAUCCUGGGGCUGGGCACAUGGAAGUCCCCCCCAGGUAAGGUCGCAGCUGCGGUGAUGGCUGCCAUCGAUGCCGGGUACCGCCACCUCGACUGUGCCUACGUGUACCAGAAUGAGAACGAAGUUGGGGAAGGGAUCCAGCAGAAAAUCAAGGAAGGUGUUGUGAAACGAGAGGACCUCUUUGUUGUCAGUAAGCUGUGGUGCACAUUUCAUGAGAAGCCUCUGGUGAAGGGAGCCUGCCAGAAGACUCUUGCUGCCCUGAAACUGGAUUACCUGGAUCUCUACCUCAUCCACUGGCCUCUGGGAUUCAAGGCAGGAGAGGAGCUGUUCCCUCUAGAUGACAAAGGCAUGGCUAUCCCCAGCAACAGUGAUAUUCUAGAGACGUGGGAGGCCAUGGAGGAGCUGGUGGAUGCUGGCCUGGUAAAAGCCAUUGGAAUCUCCAACUUCAACCAUGAGCAGAUUGAUAGAAUUUUGAACAAGCCAGGACUGAAGUACAAGCCUGCAAAUAACCAGGUUGAAUGCCAUCCAUACCUUACCCAGGAGAAGCUGAUCAAGUACUGUCAAUCCAAAGGGAUUGCUGUGACAGCCUACAGCCCCCUUGGCUCCCCUGACAGACCAUGGGCUAAGCCUGAGGAUCCUUCCCUUCUGGAUGACCCCAAGAUCAAAGAGAUUGCAGCCAAGCACAACAAGACCUCAGCACAGGUUCUCAUUCGGUUCCACAUCCAGAGAAAUGUGAUUGUGAUUCCCAAAUCCAUCACGCCACAGCGCAUUGUGGAGAACUUCAAGGUGUUUGACUUUGAAUUGACUAAAGAGGAGAUGGCAACUAUUCUCAGCUUUAAUAGAAACUGGAGAGCCUGUGAAAUGCACAUGUGCAAAACUCACAAGGGCUACCCUUUCAAUGCAGAAUACUGAAGAUGAUUUCCUGCCUUUCUCCAGGCUUCCCAGAUAUGCUUCUGCUGUUGCCUAUGAGUUGUCUAUGUAGCUUUUUCACUGCAUCAGACACCCCUCCACACCCCCAUUUUUUUCCUUCUUUUUUUCCCCACAAGGAUGCAGUAUAUGUACUCAGUGACUUUGUGCUGGUUUGUUUGUUGGUUUUUUGUUGUUUGGUUUUUUUUUUUUUUUUGGAAGAAGGAAAUGCUGAAUGGUUCUGAAGAGCACACUGUGUGGAUUAGUAGAUUUUCUUUGCCAAACAGCAAGUCUGGAAUCGGUAAGCAGAAAGCAUUGAGCAAGUUUGAACAAGCAGUCACUUUUAUUUUGGAAUACUGUGAAUUGGAGCUAGUGACUACUGUUGUCUGGAAGGACCAGGAUAUUGGCAGAUGUUAUGUAAUGAGGUCUGGGUUUCUUUUCUGAUUACUUUUGGGGUUGAUUCUGUUUCUUUGUAAUGCUCCAGACCUUUUUUUUCCCCUCUAAUUGGAAGUAUAAGUUGAUUUCUAAAUGGUUUCUACAUGGGUAGCUCUUUGAAAAGUGUAUAGAUCCUAAUUUCUCAGUGAUAUAAAAGCUGUUUUGCUUAUAAUAAAAUACAGUUUCAUUA